AUGGCUGCUUUUUCCCCGAAGCACAGGGGUAACUACCACCUUCGAUCCAUUAGCUUGCCGGUCAGAUCAGAUCGCACCACACUUAGAACUGAAGAAGAGCUGAACAAGCUAAAGAACUGGGAAGCAGAUCAUUGUCUAUCUGCUGAGGCAGUUUCUGCUGGCAUUUCUGGCAUGGGGGCUCUGUAUAGAUGCAUACAGGAUCUUCUAAAUUUGCCACUGACCCAGAAAGCUCUAACCCAACACCAACAUGAGAAAUGGGUCGAUGAGGUAUUGGAUGGAUCAGUGAUCUUCUUGGACAUAUGCAGCAACACUAGGGACUCUCUUUUACUUCUCAAAGAAGAUGUUCGAGAACUUCAAUCUGCUCUUCGCCGAAGAAAGGGUGGGGAUUUCAGCAUUGGAAGCAAUAUUUUUAGUACCUUCGUUUCCUCCAGAAAGAGGAUGAAGAAAGAAACUGCAAAGUCUCUAGCAGCACUGAAGCAAAUUGACAGCAAAUUGGGAGCCUCUCCUCUUCCUGAUUAUCUAAACGCCCACAUUUCUGCCGUGGUUCGAGCACUCAGAAAAACAUGUUUGAUCACCAUUUCGGUCUUCCGAUCACUGCUAUUGUUCCUCUCUGUGCCCGUGCUGAAGCCAAAGAAGCUUACAAAAUGGUCACUGGUUUCAAGACUGGUGCACAGAGGCGUGGUGGCAUGUGAUGGCCAGAGGAUGAUGAGAAUCAGCGAAUUGGAAAGUCUGGAUGUUGCACUUGGCAACCUGUUGGCGCAGAGUUCGAGCAAAGGCAGUGAGAGUGAGAUGAUUCAAUCUGCAAAUAAAAGGCUGGAGGCAUUGGAAGGAAGCAUUGAAGGUCUAGAAAAUGCUCUGGAGUGCUUGUUUAAGAACUUGAUCAACACAAGGGUCUCCUUCCUCAACAUUCUUUCUCAGUAG
This is a messenger RNA of Malania oleifera, 921 nucleotides long. RefSeq lists its product as uncharacterized. The record is from RefSeq and is a predicted model, not a curated record. The transcript has a single exon. Gene Ontology annotation, biological process: root development; shoot system development. Lineage: Eukaryota; Viridiplantae; Streptophyta; Magnoliopsida; Santalales; Ximeniaceae. The coding region runs from base 1 to 921 and encodes 306 amino acids.